Macadamia integrifolia is the source of this 3224-nucleotide messenger RNA. RefSeq names its product protein PAM71-homolog, chloroplastic-like. Gene Ontology annotation, cellular component: Golgi apparatus; chloroplast. The record is from RefSeq and is a predicted model, not a curated record. Lineage: Eukaryota; Viridiplantae; Streptophyta; Magnoliopsida; Proteales; Proteaceae. Gene Ontology annotation, molecular function: calcium ion transmembrane transporter activity; manganese ion transmembrane transporter activity. Gene Ontology annotation, biological process: calcium ion transmembrane transport; Golgi calcium ion homeostasis; manganese ion transmembrane transport. Bases 172 to 864 code for a protein of 230 amino acids. The transcript has 5 exons.
ACGAAGAAUUCCUCAGACCUCAGUCGUUCCAUCAGCUUCUUACUGUUACAGAGCGAAUCAACUCCCUCCGCUUGACAUUCGGAGGAGAAUUCGAAGCAGUGUUUUCGUGUUGUUGGGAGUCAUGGAGAGAAUUCUAUUACUGUGAAUCUGUGAGCGAAAAGUUUGAGAAAGAUGCAGGCACAGGUGAUCCAUUCUCCAAUCGUUUCAAGGGGGAAGCUCCCCUUAUUGGCUUUCAUCGAUUCCAUCCCUUGUUCUAUCUCUCUAUCCAGAAGGAGAACAUCAAAUUCGUUGAGAUACAAGGACAUAUUGAGGUUGAAUUCAGUGUGUGGAACAAUCAGAGCCCAAGCUUCCAAUGUCAGAAUUGGAUCUGGAGCCUAUGGAGGAAAGGAGGAAAACGAUAAACACGAUAUCUCUGUAGGAGGUCCUCCGAGUGAUAAUUUAACUGAAUCGGAGAAACCUCCUAAUCGACUUCCUUAUCCAGUAUCCAUAGCUAUUGUGCUACUUGGAUGUGCUUUAGCUUUUUCAUUGAUUGCCUUUGCGAAGGGAGGACCUUCAUCAAUCGUGGAAGUGUUUGCAAAGUCAGGCUUCACUGCUGCCUUCACAUUGAUAUUUGUUUCUGAGAUUGGAGACAAGACAUUUUUUAUUGCUGCACUGUUGGCCAUGCAAUAUAAAAAAGGACUGGUCUUGUUGGGCUCGAUGGGUGCUCUUUCACUCAUGACAAUCCUGUCUGUGGUAAUCGGACGAAUAUUCCAUUCAGUGCCAGCUCAGUUUCAAACAAGUAAGUUGGGAGCUAUAAAUGUUGAGCAAUAUGAAUUAGUGGAUUUGUAUGAGAAUGAUCUUCAUACGUCUAAAAAAGCAUGUUGAAAAUCACAAUAGUGAUUGAUGAUAUUAUUGUGGUUUCUACCUUAUUAAUGACCAAAUAUUGAUCUUUCCUAAAUUUUGACCUUUGUAAGACUGUUGAUGCCAAAAAAUGACUAAUAUAUUUAGUAAAAAAUGGAUAUAUCAGAUGUGUGCUCUGAAUGAUCUGAUGCCUUUGAGAACUCUGUGACUUUUUUAACAACUUUUAAGUUUGUCUUAAUUAAUGACUAGUGGAGGAAAGGUGGAUCCCAAAAAUUUGUUUUUUGAGAAGCUUUAUCUCUAGAGAUUGUUCACCAAGAGAAGACAGCAUGCUACUUUUCAUGGAAUAUGCUCUAUAUUUUGAUGAAAUUGAUUAUCCAACUUGCCUAGUAGCCAAGAGUGGGAAACACAAAUUGGUGGUCCUUUAGAUAAGACAUGCCCGUGGCCAUUGAUAGGCUGAAUGCACUGAUUCAGGCUUCUUCCCUCAUUACAUGUAGCGAGCCCAGUACCCUAUAUGGGAUCAUAACAACUUAGUAAUCUACUUGGGACCAAAUAGGUCGCAAUGGAGCAACCUUACCGUUGCGCCAAGGCCUGUCCUCUUAUGAUGAGACAAGUGCAUUCAAAUAAUUAUGUAUGAAGUAUGAGGUUUCUUCCAUGUACUAGUACAAAAAGUGAUGUCAUUUUCAGUUUUGGAGAAGAUUUAGGGUUUAGAAUUUAGAUGCACAAAUCAUUUCAAAAAAGAAAAUAAACUAGUCUGAUGCAAUCAUUUUGGUCAUUUUCCACUGAUGUAGUAAUCCAUUGCAAAAACGACACUAAUAAUCAAGAUUUGAGCGAAAAAAUUUUAAGUUUUGAGGGAUACUUGUUCUUGCGCAGAUUUGGUUUCGAUCUUUGAUUGCAGGUUGUUUAAUCCCCAAUUAAAAGUGAAUCGAUAAUACUAGUGUCAUUUUUUAUGGUUGAAGCAAGGAAUCAAGUUGAUUUUGCAACAAAAAAAGGGGGGGGGGGAUUAGAAUGCCUUACAGGAGCUCUCAGUUACUGUUCUACUGUCAUAGGUUUUGUUCUGCAGUUUAUAACAUGGCAGUAUUAGAACCUGAAAUCAUUACCUGCGCACAAAGAGGAGGAAAGAAAAUAGAAGGAGAAGGAGAGAGUGAAGAAAAAAACAGCCCACGAAUAGAGAGAACAGAACACUUUUCUAAUUGUGGGAGGGGGAAUUUUUUAUAACUUUAAAAUAUAAUGUAUUUACAAGUGAGGACAUACUUAUGUGUAUAUUACAUAAGGACAUAAUCAAGAUUUAAAGUUUUGGUAUUGGGUAUCGUAUUGGGAAGGUGAUUUUAAGAGGCGUAUCAUAUUGGAGAGACAUAAGAUAUGCUAAAGAUAGCAUGGAAAUGCCUAAGAUACAUACAAAAUACAGUUUUGAAACAUAAAAUACUAUAAAUAAAUAAAAUAUAAAAUAUAUCAUGUAUAAAGAGAAGAACAAAGUAUGAUGAGACGAGGGCAUUAGAUUGAUUAUGUAUAAAGGAUGAGGUUUCUUACAUUUAAUAAUACUAAAAAAUAUGUCAUAUUCAGUUUGGGGAAGAUUCAGGAUUUAGAUGCACACAUUAUUGCAAAUAAAACCUAGUUUGAUGUAUCAUUCAGAUUGUUUUUCACUAAUGUAUUGAUCCAUUGCCAAAAAUAAAAAUAAAAAAGCAUUAAAAAUCAAUAUUUGGCAAAAAAUUCAAAGUUUUGAUAGAUAACUAUUCUUGCGCAAAUAUGGUUUCAAUCCUUGAUUGCAGGCUGUUUAAUCACCAAAUGGUAAUGAAAUCAACACUGCUAGAGUCACUUCUGCACGCAGAGGCAAGGAAUCAAUUUGAUUUUUUCCAAUCCAAAAUUGAUUAGAAUGCCUUACAAGAGCUUUGGGUAAGUGUUUUGUAGUCAUGGAUCAUGUUUAGUUUAGAAGAGAAGUUUUGAGUAUAUGGAUAGGUAUUGUUAGAGUAUACGAGAGCAUGUGUCGGUUGGAGGUUUAUGGACACCCAUAGACCUUCCUACCAUGGGAUUAUAUUUGAUUCAAGCGUAUCUUUGUUAGUUUCCUAUUGGGUUUAGGAUAGUUGUUAGCUAAGUUAGAAUUAGUUUCCUUUUUGGUUAUGCCUUCUAGUUUCCUAUUUGUGUUAUGACCAUAGUUGUUACGGCGUCAUGGAGACUCAAGGCGGUGGAGGGGUGGCUAAUUGAUUUGGCGGCGGUGAAUCGCCCGCUAUGGUGUUGCCAUGGCGAACAAAUCGCCCAUGUAUUAUUUUUUAGUUCCCCUAUUUUCUAAAGUUAUUUUGUAUGUUAUAAUAUAUACCCUAUGACAUAAAAAAAUCAAUCAACAUUAAGCAACAUCAAGUCAUAAAAAUCAACAUAGUCACACUCACAUC